Beta vulgaris subsp. vulgaris (sugar beet) is the source of this 2938-nucleotide messenger RNA. RefSeq names its product BTB/POZ domain-containing protein At1g30440. NCBI's taxonomy places the organism in Eukaryota, Viridiplantae, Streptophyta, Magnoliopsida, Caryophyllales, Amaranthaceae. The transcript has 4 exons. The record is from RefSeq and is a predicted model, not a curated record. Bases 713 to 2614 code for a protein of 633 amino acids. Gene Ontology annotation, molecular function: protein binding.
AAAUACGCAUGUUCAACUUAAAUAAUAAUCACCCUUUUCACAGCUUUGGGUCCCUCCCUUUCCUCCGUGGUACAAUUAUUACACUCUUUCAUGGCGCUCCUUUACCCUUAUUUUUCCUUUAAUUUUCACAUGAAAACCACAAAAAAUCACAGCGAAACUCUUCACUUUUAUUAUAAUGCGCAAUGAUUAAAUUUCCCUUUUUUAAGGUCCAAUUUUUGGAAUCUUCUUACCCUUGUUCUUCUAGUCUUAGUUGUAUAAACAAAAACAACUCUUUGUUGGUUUUGGGUGGUGGGUUUUUAAUUUUAGGGAGGAAUCUUUGAGGAGUUGACCUAAUUCUUCUGUUUUGCUCUUUAUUUCUAUAAUUUUUUUUUUUGUUGAUUUGUUUUGGUUUGGUAGAUUUGGGUUGGUUUCCUUCUUUGAGGAGUUUCUUCUGUGAAAGUAAUGAACUGGGUUAUGAUUUAAUGUUUUUGUUGAUGUGUAAUAGUUGAUUUACUCAUGAAAUUGCUACAUUGAAGGCUGAAUUUUCAGUGAAUGUAGGUUUUUUUUUUUUUUUUUGGGCAAUUAAGGGUUGAAUUUGAGGUUGAGUUGCUUAACAAAGAGGCUACAUUUUUCUCUUUCUUUUGAUGUUUUGAGAAACUUGGUUGAAAAUUUCAAGCUUUUGAGUUUUAGUUUUCCUGGGUUUAAAAAGUUUGUGGUUGAUAAUCGAGAAAAAAUGGCUUGUGUGAAAUUGGGAUCCAAGAUUGAUGCAUUUCAGAGAAAAGGGCAGGCAUGGUUUUGCACAACUGGUCUUCCAAGUGAUAUUGUUGUUGAGGUUGAAGAGAUAACUUUCCAUCUCCACAAGUUUCCUUUACUUUCACGGAGUGGUGUCAUGGAAAGAUUAAUUGCAGAAGCCGAUGAAGGAGAAGAGGGUUCUGUUAUAAGCAUAAGUGAUUUGCCUGGUGGAGCUAAAAUGUUUGAACUUGUUGCCAAAUUCUGCUAUGGGGUUAAACUUGAACUUACAGCCUCAAAUGUUGUAUACUUGCGUUGUGCUGCUGAACAUCUUGAGAUGACUGAGGAGUAUGGAGAAGGCAAUUUAAUCUUUCAAACAGAAACUUUCCUGAAUCAAGUGGUUCUUAAGAGUUGGAAAGAGUCUUUGAGAGCUCUUCAAACCUGUGAUGACAUACUUUCCUAUGCUGAUGAACUCCACAUUACAAAGAGAUGUAUUGAAGCAUUGGCUGUCAAGGCAAGCACUGACCCAAAUCUAUUUGGCUGGCCUGUUGUGGAGCGCGGUGGCCCAAUGCAAAGUCCUGGUGGCAGUGUCUUGUGGAAUGGCAUCAGCACAGGGGCUAGACCUAAAAAAUCGAGCACGGAUUGGUGGUAUGAUGAUGUGUCAAUUUUGAGUUUCCCUCUUUACAAGAGGCUGAUAUUAGCCAUGGAAUCUAGGGGGAUUAAGCCAGAAAUCAUUUCUGGUUCUAUUGCUUAUUAUGCUAAAAGAUAUCUACCUGGGUUGAACCGACGACAGGGUGCAGGUGAUUCCAGCUCCCGCCUUGGGCCUCCACCUAUGGCAAGUCCACCUUCAGAACAUGACCAGAAGUUAUUGGUUGAAGAGAUUGACCAAUUGCUUCCUGUGCACAAAGGACUCGUUUCAACCAAGUUCCUCUUCGGUCUCCUUCGAACAGCCAUGAUACUUCGAGCAGACACAACAUGCAUAUCAAGCUUGGAGAAGAGAGUCGGAAUGCAGCUUGAUCAAGCGAAUUUAGAAGAUCUUCUGAUGCCUAACUUCUCCUAUUCAAUGGAGACACUGUAUAAUGUGGAUUGUAUACAAAGGAUUCUUGAGCACUUUUUGACCAUGGAUCAGGCUAAUGGUGAUGAUUCCCCUUGCUCCAUUGAUGAUGAUCAAUUGAUAGUUUCACCUUCUUUGACUCCUAUCACAAUGGUUGCGAAAUUGAUCGAUGGAUACCUUGCUGAGGUGGCACCUGAUAUUAAUCUCAAGCUACCUAAAUUUCAAGCCCUUGCUGCAGCUGUUCCUGAGUUCGCAAGACCUUUGGAUGAUGGUCUUUAUCGUGCCAUUGACAUCUAUCUAAAGUCACACCCUUGGCUAUCCGAGUCAGAAAGAGAACAACUCUGCAGGCUAAUGGACUGUCAGAAACUAUCCUUGGAAGCUUGCACUCACGCUGCCCAGAAUGAGAGGCUACCCCUAAGAAUAAUAGUACAAGUUCUGUUCUUUGAGCAGCUGCAGCUAAGAAAUUCGAUUGCUGGGUGUUUUCUGGUUUCUGAGAAUCUUGAAGGUUCAAGACAGUUGAGAAGCGGCAUGGUUGGAUCCAAUGAAGGAGGAGGUUGGGUUACAGCAGUGAGAGAGAAUCAGGUUCUUAAGGUUGGAAUGGAUAACAUGAGAAUGCGAGUUUCUGAACUUGAGAUGGAGUGCUCAAACAUGAGAAACGAGAUUGAAAAGUUAGGUCGAGUAAAGGGGUCGGGGUCGGGCACUUGGGGUAACGUUUCUCGGAAGUUGGGGUUCAGGUUGAAGUCUCAAAUGUGCAGUGCCGAAGAAGGGUCAGUCAGUAACCAAAGUAGUGUCGUAAGUGGGAAGGCUGAGAAACUGAAGGAAAAGCAUGGGAAGCACAAAAAGAACCUGUAAUCUCAACCUCUUGUCCUUUUCUCAACAGCUUUCCUGCAAUUCCUCUAUUUAAUGCUGACUUUUCGUUCAUUCUGAGAAGUGACCACGUCUUUUGUAAGCAGGAUGGGCUAUAUUGAUACGUACAAGUUGUAUUAAUCUCGUUGGGUUACAUGUGUAUUCUUCUUAGGGCUGUUAGUGAUAUGAGAAAAAUCUUUUGUAUUUUCUUCACCUUCUUGAUUAAAGUUCAAAUUCGUCAUUGUAUGCAAUUCUGGUGUCAUAAUAUGAUCUCCUACUUCUUUUGAGUAAGGGAGCAUUUUGAAUAGGAGUAAGUGAUCAUCUGUCAAA